UUGUCUUGCUCUCUGGGUUGAUAUUCUUUAUUGAUAUAUGCACUAACGAAUAUGCAAGACAAUUCUGGGUUGAUAUUCUAUAUAAAAAAAAGUGAAUGAAGCUUGGGAAACUUGAUCCUUGAAUAUGAAUGUCUUAGAAAGAUCCUUCAAAUUAGAAUUUGUAUGAGUUGACCUCCCAAAUAUGCCUUCUCUAUUUACAAAAAUUUGCCAAUAGGUGUUUCUCUCCCACUUUUUAUCUUUUAGAAUUCAGCUUUCAAUUUCCUUUUACUAGAAAAGUCAAGUCCGAAUUGAAUACGGCAUUUACCACUGUCCCUCUGUAAACAGUGGAAUAAUCUCUUUUCCAGUAGUUAUCUUCCAAUGAGUUUUUCUAAGUUUAGCUUUUGUGAUAUACAAACAUUAAUCUUUGAUGCACAUGAUUUAUCACUAGGUUCAGUACUUCCAUUUCUUGCUUUAUCUCCAUCUCUCUUUAUGUUUAGUGUGUGUAUACAUCUUCAAUUUCCCUUAAACCCUAGACUCACUUGAGAAGUCAGGAGUUUCUGAAAGCCCUCAACUUCAACAAUUUCUACUACUGCAGUGCAACUUGGGAACUUGUAGAAGAUAUGAAGAGGAGGGUUCUACUUAUAUGUAUUGGAGUAGGUUUUCUAGGGGUCCUAGCUGCUGCACUAGGAUUCGGUGCAGAAUCUGAGAGGAUCAAGGAAUCUGAGAUUAAUUUUAUCGAUCCUGGCAAAUGUACAUACCCGAGGACCCCAGCUUUCGCCCUCGGAUUGACUGCAUUUUUUGUUCUUAUAGUUGCUCAUGCAAUUAUCAAUGCUUCAGCUGGCUGUAUUUGUUGUAACAAACUAUCUGGUGCUUGGGUUACAUUCUGUGCUGUCUUUUCCUGGUUAAUGUCUGCUCUAGCUUCUAUUCUAUUACUUGCAGGAUCGCUUCUGAAUGAUCGACACACUGUGGAUGAGAGGUACUCUGUUGACUUCUGUUACGAAGUUCUUAGGCCUUGGAUAUUUGCAAAAGGUGCAAUAUUGGGUCUUAUAAGUGUUACCUUUGGGGUUCUAUAUUACCUCAACAUAUCUUUAAUCAAAAACAGGAACCAAAUGGGGACCCCUAGCAAUACUGAUAAUCAUGGAAAUAUCGCGAUGACCCAACCUCAAGUCCCAGCUCAAAUGACUCAACAACCAGUAUUCGUUCCUGAAGAAACGUACAAUCGGCGGCAAUUCGUGUAACAACUUUGUGGCAAUCAAUAGUAAAUUAGUCAUUUCAUUAUGUCUAUGUCUAUAAUAUCCACAACAUAUAGUCAUAUAAUCAUAUACAUGGGUCUCAGCAACGGCUCGAAGAAUAAAGCAAGUUUUCAUUUGAAUUCAAUGCUGUGCACAGGAUGAUAUAAAUAGUACCCAAAAAUAGCGUCACUGUUUUCUUCUUUUCUUUCCUUUUGCUAUUUUUGGUGUUUUCCUAUGACAGAUCUUACAGACAUGUAUCUGACAAAUUUUACUGCAUCUGUUGCUCUGACGAUUUAAAGAUUUGUGGUUACAGGUUUUCAUAUGCA
Molecule: messenger RNA, 1537 nt
Organism: Papaver somniferum (opium poppy)
Lineage: Eukaryota; Viridiplantae; Streptophyta; Magnoliopsida; Ranunculales; Papaveraceae
Exons: 4
Coding region: 600-1217 (205 amino acids)
Source: RefSeq, a predicted model, not a curated record